This is a messenger RNA of Penicillium canescens, 474 nucleotides long. RefSeq lists its product as uncharacterized. NCBI's taxonomy places the organism in Eukaryota, Fungi, Ascomycota, Eurotiomycetes, Eurotiales, Aspergillaceae. The transcript has a single exon. The record is from RefSeq and is a predicted model, not a curated record. Bases 1 to 474 code for a protein of 157 amino acids.
AUGCAACAAAUUCAGUUCUCUAGCCUCACACCCUUGCCUCCCUCGGUCUCCCAGGAGACCAUCAUCGAGAAGCUUCACGAUCAUGGAGCUAUGAUCGAACAAAACCCACUGGUGAUCCACUACGAACGGUGUCAGCCGCCAGCAGAUGCACCGCACGAUGAAGCCCUUCGCACCUGGUAUGAGCUGACCGACCGGAUCGUUUACAUCCCCGGUCUGCUCCAUGGGAAGAUCCGGUAUCGCGCCAGCUUCGAAAAUACCCCCUUGGGCCUCAAAACCCACAUUUAUGCCCCACUGGGGGUUGACAUCCGGAACGAAUGGAGUGUCUCCGAGCGACCGCCCGGUGAAUCGCAAGACAAGCAAGGAUUAUAUCUUCGCGAAGAAAAUGAUUUGAGGUGCCCAUUUGGAACGGGAUUCUUCGUGCGCAAAAACGUCGGACAAUCUCACUCGACUUUAGUGGCGCGGUUAGCCAAGUGA